AUGUCAUCGUCUGUUCAUUUCAAAUUCAAAUCCCAAAAGGAACCCUCAAGAGUCACGUUCGAUGGCACAGGUAUUUCGGUCUUUGAGCUCAAACGAGAGAUCAUCAGCCAGAGUAGAUUGGGCGAUGGAUCUGACUUUGAGCUGUCCAUCUACAACGAGGACACUGGGGAGGGUACGUCUCUACCUCUUCUUCCUCCAGCUGGAAAACGACUGACCACUGUCUCCCUUCUAGAGUAUGACGAUGACACUACCAUUAUUCCUCGAUCGACGUCCGUGAUCGCCCGCCGGCUGCCCGCCGCGCGUCCGGGCAAGGGUGGCGCUGCUCGUUAUGUCUCGGGCAAGAUGCCUGUCAAUGCUCGCAAUGCCCGCAAUGAACCGUCCGCCGUUGGAAGAUCUGCCUCGGGUGGUGGCAUCAGCAACAACGUGCUAGAGCUCAACAAUGCACAGACGGAAGAAGAGAAAAUAAAUGCCCUUUUCAACCUGCAGGCCAGUCAAUGGAAAGAGCAGCAACAGGAGAUGGCCAAUGCGACUCCAGUACCGUUUGGGCGUGGCAGAGGCAAACCAGUCAAUAUCCCAGAUCACCCUCCACCUCCCGGAUAUCUGUGCUACCGGUGCAGAGAAAAAGGUCAUUGGAUCCAAGCAUGUCCGACCAACAACGACCCCAAGUUUGACGGCAAAUACCGAGUCAAGCGCUCCACAGGUAUCCCGCGUUCACUUCAAACCAAAGUCGAGAAACCAGAAUCUUUGGCCCCGGAUGGCUCCACUGAUGACUCGAGGAACACGGGGGUCAUGGUCAAUGCCGAUGGGGAUUUUGUCGUUGCUAGACCGGAUAAGGCCGCUUGGGAACUGUACCAGGAAAAGGCCAAGGCAUCUGCAGCGGCAGCAGCGGAGGCAGCUGCAGCGGAGGAAAGCAAGGCACUGCAGGCGCGAGGUCUAGAGUGUCCCAUUGACAAGAGGAUGUUCUUAGAGCCGACCAAAACACCAUGCUGCCAGAGGACCUAUUGCAAUGAUUGUAUCACAAAUGCCUUGAUUGAAAGUGACUUUGUUUGUCCGGGUUGUGGAACGGAGGGUGUCCUCCUCGAUAAUCUCACCCCGGAUGAUGAGGCUGUCUCCAACAUCAAGGCGUACGAAGCUGAGAAGGCCGAUGCGAAGAAAGAGAAGGAAAAGCAGCCUGCCGGCCAGGACAGCCUGUUCGCCAACGAAGGCUCCGAAGCUGCGCCCCAAGGAUCCCCAGUAUCCAAAGAGCCACAGCCCACCCAAGCCUCUGAGAGUGCGCCGACCCAAUCGAAGAAGAGACCAGCCGAGGACGAGCCAGCCCAGCGUGACACGGGGAGGUCGAGCCCCGGAAAUGUGGCUAAGAAGCAGAAGGCCGGUGAUGGAGAACCUGAUGCGCCGAAUGCUGACGCUUCGGUACCAGAGGGAUCGACAAACGCUGCUCAGAUGCCCUUCAAUCCCCAGAUGCCGUUUGGUCCCAUGGGAAUGCAGGGCAUGCCUCCUGUACCUUUUUCUGGACCAGGGUUCGGGAAUGAUGCGAUGGGAUUCAUGAACCCGAUGUUCGCCAAUGGCAUGGGCCCCGGCUGGAACCCGAUGAAUAUGCCCUUCAAUCCCCUUCCGGCGGGGAUGUUUGGCGAUGGCUCCAUGCCGAAUGGAUUUCCCAACAUGUACAAUGGCGACGGGUCGAUGCCGAUAUUUCCGAUGGCGCAGGCACCCGGUGCGAUGGCCCCCAACCCCGGCUUCCAGGGACCGGGCGUCAAUAAUUUCUCCAACCAACAACGGACGGCCUUUGGGGGUCCAUACUCUCGGGAAGAUGACUCACCCUACUUCCGCCAGCCUGUGAAUCCACAACGCCACCAAGCUCGCAAUCGAAGAGUGCGGCCCAGUGACUAUCGCGAGCUGUGA
Molecule: messenger RNA, 1899 nt
Organism: Penicillium lagena
Lineage: Eukaryota; Fungi; Ascomycota; Eurotiomycetes; Eurotiales; Aspergillaceae
Product: cleavage polyadenylation factor subunit MPE1
Exons: 3
Coding region: 1-1899 (632 amino acids)
Biological process (GO): protein ubiquitination; ubiquitin-dependent protein catabolic process; mRNA processing
Cellular component (GO): nucleus
Molecular function (GO): nucleic acid binding; zinc ion binding; ubiquitin protein ligase activity
Source: RefSeq, a predicted model, not a curated record